This is a messenger RNA of Coregonus clupeaformis (lake whitefish), 1747 nucleotides long. Its product is annotated as proline-serine-threonine phosphatase-interacting protein 1. Gene Ontology annotation, biological process: actin filament polymerization. NCBI's taxonomy places the organism in Eukaryota, Metazoa, Chordata, Actinopteri, Salmoniformes, Salmonidae. The transcript has 14 exons. Gene Ontology annotation, molecular function: actin filament binding. Gene Ontology annotation, cellular component: cytoplasm; plasma membrane; actin filament. Bases 86 to 1381 code for a protein of 431 amino acids. The record is from RefSeq and is a predicted model, not a curated record.
CUUAAGUGGUUUAUGUUUUUUGUAAAAGUUGAUAAAGAGGAUAUUAACAUUGAACUUUGAGGAAGUACAUGUAUAACACAACAGAAUGACUCCCUUGCUGUUUAAAGAUGCCUUUUGGGGAGUAGAUUUCACUAAUCAUCUGGGCUAUGAGGUUCUGAUACAGAGACUAUGUGAUGGCAGGCGGAUGUGCAAAGAUGUGGAGGAACUGCUGAAGAUGAGGGCCAUGGCAGAGGAGAGAUAUGGGAAGGACCUGGUGACAAUAUCCCGUAAAGCUGGGGGGCAGACAGAGAUCAGCACUCUGAAAGCCUCCUUUGAUCAACUUAAAACACAAAUUGAAAACAUCGGGAAUCUGCAUAUCCACCUAUCCGGAAUGUUACGGGAAGAGGUCAAGAAGAUGGAAAUAUUCAGAGAGAGGCAGAAAGAUCAGAGGAAAAAGUUUGAGGGGAUUAUGGAGAAAGUUCAGAAGAUGAAGGUGUCCUUAUACAAGAAGACCAUGGAGUCUAAGAAGUCCUAUGAGCAGAAAUGUAAAGAAGCAGACGAGGCAGAGCAGGUUGCUGACAGGAGCACCACAGCCACAGCCCCCAAGCAGUCUGAGAAGGUACAACACAAGGCCAAGCAAUGCAGGCAAGCCGCCACUGAAGCAGAGAAACAAUACAUGUUGAACAUAGAGCAGCUGGAGAGAGUUCGUCAGGACUGGGAGGGAACACACAAGAGCACAUGUGAGGUGUUUCAGCAGCAGGAGGGGGACCGCAUCACUAUCCUGAGGUGUGCCCUCUGGGACCACUGUAAUCACUUCUCUAUGCAAUGUGUCAAAGACGACGAGUUUUACGAGGAGGUGAGGAAUAUUCUGGAGACGUGUGACAUCACAGCAGAUAACAACUGUUUCAUAGAGUUGAAGACAACAGGUUCAAGUCCACCAGACCCCGUUGUGUUUGAGAACUACUAUGAGAGGGAGCCAUCGCCAAUGGGUGACAACAACGGCGGCGCUCACUGCGGAGGGGGAGGGGUCAGGAAAAGGUUCUCCAAUCUUCUGCCACGAAACUCUGGUUCAAAGAUGAGUAUCAGUGAGGCUUCAACUUCCCAGCCAGCAGCGCCACCUAGUGAUCAAACAGUACCUGAGAGUUCAGAUGGAGUGUAUGCGUCCAUACCUGGCUUCCAGUCUGCAGCUGCAGCGGCCCUGCCUGCAGUGACAACCGAUGAGAAUGAUGAUGAUGAUACCUUCAUGGUGUUCUAUGACUACUCUGCACAGGACCCAGAUGAGCUGUCAGUGUCUAAAGGGGAUGUGGUGGUGGUGAUAGAACAGAGUGAAGACGGCUGGUGGACAGUGGAGAGAAACGGACAGGUUGGGCUGGUACCUGGCUCCUACCUGGCCAAAGUAUAGACAUAGUCACACACACAUUCAUGCAUGGACACACACACGCGCACACACACACAUACUCAUGCACAAUCACACAUACAUACCGUAGUUCUUCAAAACCUUAGUAUGCGGAGUACCCUUUCUGCUUCUUACUCAGAUGUUCUGAUCCUUUGUUCAAGACUUUUCAGAAAUAGAUUAUCCGGCAGUAGAGAUGACUCCCUGAACUGACUUGGAACAUGAGUCAUGACUGUGUGUUCCCCAUGAACUAUUUUUCUAUGCUGCACCAGAGAUUGUCAGUCUUUUUCACCCAAAAGGCCUACUACAUACAGUGCAUUCGGAAAGUAUUCAGACCCCUUGACUUUUUCCACAUUUUGUUAUGUAACAGCCUUA